AUGAAUGGCACACCUCUUGGGGUUCUCACUAAUGGAUCCGGGUAUGCAAGUGAGUAUCAAGAGUGUGCUGCUCUGGUGGGUGAAGACCAGCCUCUUUGCCCAGAUCUUCCUGAACUUGAUCUUUCUGAACUAGAUGUGAAUGACUUGGAUACAGACAGCUUUCUGGGUGGACUGAAGUGGUGCAGCGACCAAUCAGAAAUCAUAUCAAACCAGUACAACAAUGAGCCUUCAAACAUAUUUGAGAAGAUAGAUGAAGAGAAUGAGGCGAACUUGCUUGCAGUCCUCACAGAGACACUGGACAGUCUCCCUGUGGAUGAAGACGGAUUGCCUUCAUUUGAUGCACUGACAGAUGGAGAUGUGACCACUGACCACGAAGCCAGUCCUUCCUCCAUGCCUGACGGCACCCCUCCGCCUCAGGAGGCAGAAGAGCCGUCUCUACUUAAGAAGCUCUUACUGGCACCUGCCAAUACUCAGCUGAGUUAUAAUGAAUGCAGUGGUCUCAGCACCCAGAACCAUGCAAAUCACAAUCCCAGGAUCAGGACAAACCCUGCUGUUGUUAAGACCGAGAAUUCAUGGAGCAAUAAAGCGAAGAGCAUUUGUCAACAGCAAAAGCCACAGAGACGUCCCUGCUCAGAACUUCUCAAGUAUCUGACCACAAAUGAUGACCCUCCGCACACCAAACCCACAGAAAACAGGAACAGCAGCAGAGACAAAUGCACCUCCAAAAAGAAGUCUCACACACAGACACAGUCGCAACAUGUACAAGCCAAACCAACAACUUUAUCUCUUCCUCUGACCCCAGAGUCACCAAAUGACCCCAAGAGUUCCCCAUUUGAGAACAAGACUAUUGAACGAACCUUAAGUGUGGAACUCUCUGGAACUGCAGGCCUAACUCCACCUACCACUCCUCCUCAUAAAGCCAACCAAGAUAGCCCUUUCAGGGCUUCUCCCAAGCUGAAGUCCUCUUGCAAGACUGCAGUGCCACCACCAUCAAAGAAACCCCGGUACAGUGAGUCUUCUGCUACCCAAAACAAUCACUCCACCAAGAAAGGGCCGGAGCAAUCUGAGCUGUAUGCACAGCUCAGUAAGUCCUCUGUGCUCAGCAGUGGACACGAGGAAAGGAAACCCAAACGACCCAGCCUACGGCUGUUUGGUGACCAUGACUAUUGUCAGUCGAUUAAUUCCAAAACGGAAAUACUCAUCAAUAUAUCACAGGAGCUCCAAGACUCCAGACAACUAACCUACAAAGAUGCCUCCUCUGACUGGCAGAGGCACAUUUGUUCUUCCACGGAUUCAGACCAGUGCUACUUGAGAGAGACUUUGGAGGCCAGCAAGCAGGUCUCACCCUGCAGUACCAGAAAACAGCUCCAAGACCAGGAAAUUCGGGCCGAGCUGAACAAGCACUUCGGCCAUCCCAGUCAAGCUGUUUUCGACGACGAAGCAGACAAGACCAGUGAACUGAGGGACAGUGACUUCAGUAAUGAACAAUUCUCCAAACUACCUAUGUUUAUAAAUUCAGGACUAGCCAUGGACGGCCUGUUUGAUGACAGUGAAGAUGAAAGUGAUAAACUGAGCUACCCGUGGGAGGGCACGCGAUCCUACUCGUUGUUCGAUGUGUCGCCUUCUUGCUCUUCUUUUAACUCUCCGUGUAGAGAUUCAGUAUCACCACCCAAAUCCUUAUUUUCUCAGAGACCCCAAAGGAUGCGCUCUCGUUCAAGGUCCUUUUCUCGACACAGAUCGUGUUCACGAUCACCGUAUUCCAGGUCAAGAUCAAGGUCCCCAGGCAGUAGAUCCUCUUCCAGGUCCUGCUACUAUUAUGAGUCAAGCCACUGCAGAUACCGCACACACCGAAAUUCUCCCUUGUAUGUGAGAUCACGUUCAAGAUCACCCUACAGCCGGAGACCCAGGUAUGACAGUUACGAGGCGUAUCAACAUGAACGGCUGAAGAGGGAGGAAUAUCGCAAAGAACAUGAGAAGCGGGAAUCAGAAAGGUCCAAACAGAGAGAGAGGCAGAGGCAGAAGGCAAUCGAAGAACGCCGUGUGAUUUACGUUGGCAAAAUCAGACCUGACACAACACGGACAGAACUGAGGGACCGCUUUGAAGUUUUUGGUGAAAUUGAGGAGUGCACUGUAAAUCUGCGGGAUGAUGGAGACAGCUAUGGCUUCAUCACCUACCGUUACACCUGUGAUGCUUUUGCCGCUCUUGAGAAUGGAUACACUCUGCGCAGGUCGAACGAAAGCGACUUUGAGCUGUACUUUUGUGGACGCAAGCAAUUUGUCAAGUCUAACUAUGCAGAUCUAGAUUCAAACUCAGAUGACUUUGACCCUGCUUCCACCAAGAGCAAGUAUGACUCUCUGGAUUUUGAUAGUUUAUUGAAAGAAGCUCAGAGAAGCUUGCGCAGCUAUGCACUGUAAAUGCAGCCUUCUUUUCAAAAACUGCUCAAUUUUUCUUAAUCAAGAAUAUUCAAAUGUAAUUAUGAGGUGAAACAAUUAUUGUACACUAACCUAUUUAGAAGCUGAACUUACUGCUUAUAUAUAUAUUUGAUUGUAAAAACAAAAACAACCAAACAACACAAAAGACAGUGUGUAUGUCCAUUGAGUGCAACCACAACCAAUGAUGCUUUACGUACUUCAUCCCUUCCUAGGUACGCUUCGAUCUAAACAUCUUGUCAAAAAGAAAAAAUAUCCUAGUUCCCUAAAGGUAUUAACUACUUCUGCGAUAUUUUUCCACAUUUUCUUGUUGCUUGUUUUUCUUUGAAGUUUUAUACACUGGAUUUGUUAGGGGAAUGAAAUUUUCUCAUCUAAAAUUUUUCUAGAAGAUACCAUGAUUUUAUGUAAAGUCUCUCAAUGGGUAACCAUUACAAAAUGUUUUUAUUUUCUCUAUCAACAGUAGUUUUGAAACUAGAGGUCAAAAAUCUUUUUAAAAUGCUGUUCUGUUUUAAUUUUUUGUGAUUUUAAUUUGAUACAAAAUGCUGAAGUAAUAAUUACAGUAUGAUUUUUACAAUAAUUAAUGUGUGUCUGAAGACUAUCUUUGAAGCCAGUAUCUCUUUCCCUUGGCAGAGUAUGAUGAUGGUAUCUAUCUGUAUUUUUUAUAGUUAUGCAUCCUGUAUAAAUACUGAUAUUUCAUUCCUUUGUUUACUAAAGAGACAUAUUUAUCAGUUGCAGAUAGCCUAUUUAUUAUAAAUUAUGAGCUGAUGAAAAUAAUAAAGCCAGUGGAAAUUUUCUACCUAGGAUGCAUGGCAGUUGUCAGGUUGGAGUGUAAGUUGUUCUUUUGGGAAAAAAAAAAAAAAAAAACCUCGGCUUUUGCAGAAGCAGUGUGCUUAAUUGCACUCGCAUGGCCUCUGACGUGACCAUCAUGUUGUUUCUUGAUGACAUUGCUUCUGCUAAAUUCAAUAAUAAAAAAAAAAUACCUUCAGAAAACAACCUUCAUUCCGACCAUCUGGAUUUCGUCUCAGUCUGGAGUCCCAGCUAUGGAAUUCCCUAAAGUUUGGAAUUGUGUAUUCAAGUUUCCAAAUUGAGAUUUGGUUGCUGUUCGGCUGACAUGACUUUUCUGGAAGAUGUGUGAUACCUACUACUUAAUGGUACUUUUUUUUCCUUUCUCUCACCCAACACGAUCUUAUGAGAUGGGUUUCACCCCCAGGCCGAUGCAGCUAAUUUGAUAGCUGCGUUCAUUUAUCACCAGCAUAUUGUGUUCUGAGUGGAUCCACCGUCUGUCCUGUCGGAUGCUUGCUCGAGUUUUUUGGCUUCUUAUUUCUAAGUAGAUAGAAAGCAAUAAAAAAAAUACUAUGAAAUAAAAGAACUUUGUUCACAGGUUCUGCGUUACAAUAGUAACACAUCUUUAAUCCGCCUAAUUCUUGCUGUUCUGUAGGUUAAAUGCAGGUAUUUUAACUCUUUGUGAACGCCAAACUCAAGUUUACAGUCUUUCUUUCUGAAUUUUGAGUAUCUUCUGUUGUAGAAUAAUAAUAAAAAGACUAUUAAGAGCAAUAAAUUAUUUUUAAGAAAUCGAUAUUUAGUAAAUCCUAUUAUGUGUCCAAGGACCAGAUGCGUUCUCUAUUUUGCCUUUCAAUAUAUGUGAUCCAAUUUUAAAUACAUUCGCUCUUUAUUUUUUUCCCCUGAAUUGUUGACAUGAGUGAGCUACUUGGUUUCUUUCUUUACUUAUCGAGAGGUAACACUAUAGAUGUCAUGGUGAGGAUUAAUUUAUCCCCCCGACUUUGGGCCUGACGAAUAUUGUUCCCAUGAAGAGAGUUUUCCUCUGUGACCUCAAAUUAUAUCUAAAAAUGAGUGGAGCUCUCAUAUCUUAUGCAGACACUGUGGGUAACCCAUCAAACUGUAAGCUGUGUUCUUUUGAAUUUUUUAAAAAUCUUUUUGAGGGGGAAAAGAAUAUUUCAAUAGGGCACAUGCACCCCAUUAUCAUUGGAAGCAAAUUUUGGCAUAGAUCUAUAGGAGAUAUUUUAGAUGACCGUGGGCCAUUGCCUUCGUACUGUGUGGUUAAGUACCACAUCAACAAUUUCGGUGACUGAACUGGUGCUUUUGAAAUGUGGGGGUUUUCACUAAAGAGAUGAAGCAGAAAAUAAUUCUUCCAGUGCAACACAAUCCUAUUUUUUUUCUUUUCUUGCUAAACAACUCUGUGAACAACAGUUGAGCUGUCAACAUUCAAGCAGCAGAGAGGAAACUUUGCACUAUUGGGGGUAUGAUGCUUAGGUCAGCUGGAAAAAAAAAGAAGCCUUUUCAUGCCUUUAGAUGUGAGCUUACAGUAGGUAAUGAUUAUGUGUCCUUUUUUUCUGAUGGCUGUAACGAGAACUUCAAUCACUGUAGUCUAAGACCUGAUCUAUAGAUGACCUAGAAUAGCCAUGUGAUAUAAUGUGAUGAUUCUAAAUUUGUACCUAUGUGACAGACAUUUUCAAUAAUGUGAACUGCUGAUUUGAUGGAGCUACUUUAAGAUUUGUAGGUGAAAGUGUAACACUGUCGGUUGAACUUAAUGCUGAAGGGAAAGUGAGCGAUGAGUUGAGCCCUGACUGGGCUCCUUUUCCACCUGCCAAUUCUACAUGUAUUGUUGUGGUUUUAUUCAUUGUAUGAAAAUUCCUGUGAUUUUUUUUAAAUGUGCAGUACACAUCAGCCUCACUGAGCUAAUAAAGGGAAACGAAUGUUUCAAACCUA
Dipodomys ordii (Ord's kangaroo rat) is the source of this 5157-nucleotide messenger RNA. RefSeq names its product peroxisome proliferator-activated receptor gamma, coactivator 1 alpha (gene Ppargc1a). Lineage: Eukaryota; Metazoa; Chordata; Mammalia; Rodentia; Heteromyidae. Gene Ontology annotation, biological process: positive regulation of transcription by RNA polymerase II. The transcript has 14 exons. Gene Ontology annotation, molecular function: RNA binding; transcription factor binding. Gene Ontology annotation, cellular component: nucleus. The record is from RefSeq and is a predicted model, not a curated record. The coding region runs from base 1 to 2415 and encodes 804 amino acids.